Messenger RNA from Entrophospora sp. SA101, 1470 nucleotides. Lineage: Eukaryota; Fungi; Glomeromycota; Glomeromycetes; Entrophosporales; Entrophosporaceae. The record is from the annotation of a GenBank genome assembly.
AUGAAAUCUUUUGCAGAUGAUCAAGUUCUUAUUGAAAAAUAUUUAUUAACACCACGUCAUAUUGAGGUGCAAGUAUUUGCAGACACUAGUGGAAAUGUGGUCCAUUUGUUUGAAAGAGAUUGUUCGGUGCAAAGAAGACAUCAAAAAAUUUUGGAGGAGGCUCCAUCACCUGGUUUAAGUUGGGAAAUUAGAAAUGAAUUAGGUGCAAAGGCAAUAGCAGCAGCUAAAGCUGUUAAUUAUGUUGGUGCAGGCACUGUUGAAUUUAUAAUGGAUAAUGUAGACAAAAAAUUUUAUUUUAUGGAAAUGAAUACAAGAUUACAAGUUGAACACCCAGUAACAGAAAUGAUCACCUUAACAGAUUUAGUUCAAUGGCAAUUAGAGGUUGCAUCUGGUAAUCCUUUACCUGUUAAACAAGAAGAAUUAAAUAUUGAUGGACAUUCUUUUGAAGCCCGUAUAUAUGCAGAAAACCCAUCAAAUAAUUUUCUUCCUGAUCCUGGCCCAUUACUUUAUCUCAAAACUCCUAAUCCAUCAUCAAACAUACGAGUAGAAACUGGAUUUGUACAAGGAGAUGAAAUUAGUGUAUAUUACGAUCCUAUGAUUGCAAAAUUAGUCGUAAAAGGUCAUGAUAGAACAGAUGCUUUAAGAAUUUUAAGAAAAGCUUUAGAUGAAUAUCAAGUUGUAGGAUUAAAUACUAAUAUUGAGUUUUUAAAAAGAGUUGUUUCGCAUGAAGCUUUUAUUAAUGGUGAAGUUGAGACAGGAUUUAUUUCUGAACAUGAAACAGAAUUAUUUGAAAAUAGAUUAGAAAUUCCAAGUAAUUAUGAUAUAAUUCAAGCAAGUUCAUUAAUAAUUUUCAAUGGAUUAGAAGAAUUAAAGAAUUAUAAUACAUUGAAUCUCCAAGAUCCAUUCUCGCCUUGGAAUUCACUAAUCGCAAAAAGGUUAAACAUAAUACAUAAUCAUACUAUAAAGUUUCUAAAUCCAAAUGAUAAUAAUAAAGAAAUACAAGUUAUAGUUGGAUAUAAUCAAGAUAAUACAUUUGAUUUUACAAUAAUUAAAGAUGGUGUUGAUGACAAACCAUUAAUAAAAUUUAAAAAUGUAAUUAUAAAAUGGGAUCAGAAUGAACAAUUAAUAAUAACUGAUAUUGAAGAUCGUAGAUAUAUAAGCCGUGUAAUCUCAGAGAAGAAAAAUGGAAAUAUUACUGUAUUUGGGGAGCAUGGUAAAGUUGUAUUAAAAGUACCAGAACCUAAUUAUCUUAAAGUAGAAAGUGAAAAAAAUGAAGGAUCAGUGAUUACACCAAUGCCAAGUAAAAUAUCGCAGAUAUUUGUAAAACCAGGACAAACAGUUGAAAAAGGAGCUCCUUUAAUUGUAUUAGAAGCUAUGAAAAUGGAGCAUAUAAUCAAGUCACCAUAUUCGGGUAUAAUUGAAGAAAUUUUAUAUAAUGUUGGAGAUUUAAAAGAAUCAUUUUCAAAUUGA